Molecule: messenger RNA, 1442 nt
Organism: Onthophagus taurus
Lineage: Eukaryota; Metazoa; Arthropoda; Insecta; Coleoptera; Scarabaeidae
Source: RefSeq, a predicted model, not a curated record
UGUGUGUGAACGUAAAAAUUUCCGGUAUCAUUCGCGAUUAGUGUGGCGUUUGGAAUUUCAGAUGGUUAAAUAUGCCUAAAAGUCGAAGGAAUAAUCAGAUUAUUGCAGUUGCUGCCAUAUAUACUUAUAAAAAAAUAUUGGAAAAGUCUAAACAGCGAAACAGAACGGAAUGGGUCAAACAAUGGAAACAAGAUCGUGAGGUGAGGUACACGGACAUAUGCCACUUCUACGUCAAUUGAGAGAAAAUUACCCAGAUGACUAUAAGAAUUACUUAAGAAUGGAUUCGACCACAUUUGAUAAAUUAUUAGAACUUGUUGGUCCCAAAAUUGUGAAGCAAGAUACUGUAAUGAGACAGAGUAUUAGUCCGGAGGAAAGAUUAACGGCAACGCUAAGAUUUUUGGCAACGGGUCGAUCACUUCAAGAUUUGAGUUUCACCACAGACAUUGGUACAUCAACUCUUUGUGAUUUGAUCCCGGAAACUUGUAAGGCCAUGUUUGAGUCUUUGAAAGGAGAAUCCAUGAAAUUUCCAACUUCUAAAGAAGAAUGGCUUAAUAUUUCUAAGGGAUUUCAAGACAGAUGGCAUUUCAUAAACUGUGGAGGAGCUUUGGACGGUAAACACAUCAGAAUAGUGCCUCCUCCUUAUUCAGGAGCGCAAUACUACAAUUAUAAAAACUUUUAUUCAAUAGUUUUGAUGGCGCUAGUGAAUUCAAAUUACGAAUUUAUUUUUGUGGAUGUGGGAAAAAACGGAAGACUAUCAGAUGGUGGUGUUAUCGAGUACACGGACUUUUACGAUAAAUUAAUGAAGUCAGAACUCAGUUUACCAGAUAACUUCGAAACUGUUAAUAAUUUAAACUAUGUGUUUAUGGACGAAGCGUUUAGUCUACAUGAACAUUUUUUUAAAACCAUUUCCACAAAAGGAACUUGAUUAUGCAAAACGAAUCUUUAAUUAUAGAUUGUCCAGGGCAAGGAACGUAACAGAAAAUGCUUUUGGUCAAAUAGCAGCUAAAUUCAGAAUUCUCCACACAGCAAUAAACAUGGCUCCCACAAAAAUAAAAUAUGUAGUAUUAGCUAUUUGCGCAUUACACAAUUUUUUGUUAAAACUAAAAACACCAUAUGUAUCAAGUUCAACUUUCGAUCAGUAUAAUGCCGAUGGAUGUAUUCAAAUGGGGGACUGGAGAAAUAAUAAUGUAGAUAUGGUCAAUCUACAGCCAUGUAUCACAGCGAGAAAUGCUAGUUCAUCAGCAAAAAUAGUUCGUGAAGCUUAUAUGCAUUAUUUCAAUGGAGAUGGAAAAAUAGACUUUCAAGAUGAAAUGCUUCGAAAAGGAAAAGCAUAAACUUUUUGUUAAUUAAAUAAGUACCUUCAUCUAUCAUUACUUGAAAGGGUAUCCAGUUGUACGAAUGCCUAUUACCUGUGUAAUAAAAUAACAUGUCAGAUAAACUUA